AUGAAUCUUCGCCAACAAUUGACACAGUUUCUCACGCUAGCAUAUGUGUUCACAUCGGCUUUUGUCAUGUGGAAAGGGUUAGGUGUAUUCACAAACUCCCACUCCCCCAUUGUCGUGGUGUUGUCGGGCUCCAUGGAACCUGCUUUCCAGAGAGGUGACAUUUUGUUCUUGUGGAACAGAGAUAGCCAGGCCAAGGUUGGCGAUGUUGUGGUUUACGAGAUCAAGGGCCACUCGAUUCCUAUUGUGCAUCGUGUUCUUAACGAACACCAUAAUGACCAGAAACAGCUUUUGCUUACGAAAGGUGACAACAACGCUUUGAACGACUUGUCUCUUUACGCUAAGAAACAGGCUUACUUGAACCAGAAGACGGACCUUGUGGGCACGGUGAAGGCGUACGUUCCUAAGCUUGGAUACGCUACUAUUUUGAUUACAGAGAAUGUUUACGUGAAGUACGCUCUUCUUGGACUUAUGGGUAUUUCUGCCGUGUUGAGCGGAGAGUAA
Molecule: messenger RNA, 501 nt
Organism: Candidozyma haemuli
Lineage: Eukaryota; Fungi; Ascomycota; Pichiomycetes; Serinales; Metschnikowiaceae
Product: signal peptidase complex catalytic subunit
Exons: 1
Coding region: 1-501 (166 amino acids)
Cellular component (GO): signal peptidase complex; membrane
Molecular function (GO): serine-type endopeptidase activity
Source: RefSeq, a predicted model, not a curated record